Miscanthus lutarioriparius is the source of this 1398-nucleotide messenger RNA. The record is from the annotation of a GenBank genome assembly. NCBI's taxonomy places the organism in Eukaryota, Viridiplantae, Streptophyta, Magnoliopsida, Poales, Poaceae.
AUGGGUCGUCAAAAUCCAGGGAUAGAGAAAAAGACAGGGACAGGGAUCAUCACAGGGAUAGAGAUCAAGGAAGGGACAGGGACAGAGAGAGGGAACGGGAUCGCCACAACAGACAUCAUCGGGAUAGGAAGGAACACCGAGACUGUCCUAACAACCAUGAUUAUCACAGAGGCCGUGAUUCUGAAAGGAGAAGAGACCGCGAAAGAGAUGGCCACAGGAGGCAUCGUUCUCGAUCAAGGGGCAGGGAUCGCAGAUCUUGAUCUCGUUCUCGUUCAAGAAGGCAUAACAGGCUCUUCUUUUACUGGCAUGUUUCCAAACAUGCUCCUUCCUUUUGGUGUUGGUGUUGGUGGACAGUUCAAUCCCCUUGUCAUCCAGCCACAAGCAAUGACUCAACAGGUUUCAAUAAACAAUGUGCCAACAUCCUUGUCUAUCAGGCUACUCGUCAUGCUCGGCGUGUUUAUGUUGGUGGCCUUCCUCCAUCUGCUAAUGAACAGACAGUGGCAGUUUACUUUAAUCAAGGUCAUGGCUGCUAUUGGAGGAAACACUGCUGGUCCAGGCGAUGCUGUUCUUAAUGUCUACAUAAACCAUGAUAAGAAAUUUGCUUUUGUGGAAAUGAGAUCUGUCGAGGAAGCAAGCAACGCAAUAGCCCUGGAUGGCAUUUUGUUUGAAGGGGCGCCAGUGAAGCCAAGCCCCAAUCUGAAUCUUUCUGCAGUUGGCCUAACAGCAGGAUCUGCUGGAGGGUUAGAAGGUCCAGAUCGUAUUUUUGUGGGUGGCCUUCCCUAUUACUUCACUGAAGCUCAAGUUCGGGAGUUGCUUGAAUCAUUCGGUCCUCUAUGUGGAUUCGAUCUUGUGAAGGAUAGGGAAACAGGUAACUCAAAGGGCUAUGCAUUCUGUGUUUACCAGGACCUCAAUGUCACUGACAUUGCUUGCGCUGCUCUAAAUGGUAUCAAGAUGGGGGACAAAACCCUUACUGUCAAACGAGCAAACCAGGGAGAGCAGGAAAGUAUCCUAUUACAGGCACAGCAACAGGUGCAGUUACAGAGUUGCUCUUGUGAACAGAAACUUGUGUAUCAAGUUGGAGCACUGCCUACAAAGGUUGUUUGUCUCACCCAGGUGGUAAGUGCAGAUGAAUUGAAAGAUGAUGAAGAUGGACAGCCAGUUGCAGGAGUUGGAAAGAUGUUGAUGGUGCUGCCAAAGCAAAGAUGGCAUUGCAUGGAAGGAAAUUCGGUGGGAACCCCGUGGUUGCGGUUUGCUAUGCGGAGGACAAAUUUGCCAAUGAGGAAUACAAUGGAUAAAUACUGGCCCACCAUUAUCUUUUGCCUACAUGUUUGUAAUCAUAAUGAUGAAAGAUUUCUUACCAACGCUGAAUGCGUCGUGUUAGCCCUGGAUUUAUGCUGA